CUUUAAAGGUCGACGGGUUUCGGAGCCGAGAUAAUGAAAUAACGUGGAAACAGCCGACUGGGCUUUCUGCUGUUGCCGUGGGAGCGCGCUGACGCUCUCCAGUUGGAAGUUGUCAGUGGUCCGGUCGAAGCGGCGUACCCUGCCUCAGUCCGUCGGAGGAAGGAGUCGUCCAGACCGUUGUCGCCUCCUCUCCCGCCUGCAGAGCUUUUCCUAGCCCACGGAAUCAAGUAGCAACAACCAUGGGCGUCGAAAGACAUCCGCUGUUCCAACUUAUCGAUGGUAUUAAGCUACCUCUUGGAUUUGAUCCGGUCCAGUUGCGGUCCUGCCUCAAGUACCAGGCCUCUGCAGGAGACGUGUUCAUUGACACCUUCCCGAAAUGCGGGACCAACUGGACCAAGCGGAUCGUACAGUUGCUGUUCGGUGAGAACUCAGCCAGAGACAGCGACUAUGGUCUGUCUACCUCCUUCUUCGAGAUGGUCGGCAAGGAUGUCAUCGAGGGUCUUCCUCAGCCUAGAAUCAUUACCACCCACCUAGAGUAUCAGCUGCUACCCAAGCACCCCGGGGCCAAAUAUAUCUACGUCGUGAGGAACCCCAAAGAUUGCUGCGUCUCCUACUUCCACCACACGAAGAAAACAAAGGUGUACCACUUCGAGGACGGCACGUUCGACGAAUACCUGCAGCUCUUCGUUGACGGUGAAACGAGCUUCGGUGACUACUUCAGCCACUUGCUCUCCUGGUACCCCAACAUUCACGUGGCCAACGUUAUAUUUCUAACGUACGAAGACAUGAAGAAAGAUCCCGAAGCUGCCGUGCUGAAGAUCGCUAAGUUCCUGGAAGUAAAAGAUCCCGAGCUCAUGGAUCCUAUGACUGAUAAAUUCAAGAAGGUAAUGGAACUGAGCAGCGUUGACUCUAUGAAGGAAUACCUGGUGAACAACUAUAAGAAAGCGAUGGGAGACCAGGAUCCUGAGAAGUGGACGGCUAAGGAGGACUACCCUCUGGCCAGGGCGCCGCCGCCCCCAGACGUUAUGGUGCGUAAGGGAAUCAUCGGGGACUGGAGAAAUGUUUUCAGCAAGGAGCAGUCCCGCAAGAUGGAGCAGGCCAUGGCGGACAAGUGUGGCAAGCUAAUUGACCUCUCCAAGAUCUGGGACCCCAAGGACUGGAUGGAAGACGUGUAAAAUGCUGUUGAUUUAUGGCGAUGCAGCGUUAAUUGGGCACAUGCGCUGUCACCGAUACAAAAAAAGCCAAUGGACAGAUUUGACACCUGUCCUCUUCAUCGUUUCUUGAAAAUAUGUUAGAAGUUUAUCUCAAGUCGCAGCUUUGCACUCAUUGGAAGCAUUAGGUAUGUGAUUUUCGGGAGUUUUGAAAAUUUGUAAUUCGGACGCGCUCUGUUUCUAGCAGCUGGUUCAAUUUGUGUUUGUGUUUGAACUUGAAAUGCGGUAUUUAGAAAUUGCCAGUUGUAUGCCUCCGAGUAAAGGGGUGUCCAAACAGGGUACUACAAAACGCACGACUCCGAUAAAUCGUGCGGCGCUCCGCUUCCGGCCAUUUUUCUUUGCCGGAGGGAAACUUCCCCCCGUCAAAUCUCCCCCUCGCUUCCACUGCGGCGGCCUUGCUCUGCUCAUCACGUGGGUGCGGAGAGCCACUCACACGCUCUGUUGGCUGUGUUGGUGAGGGGGAGAUUUGACGGGGUAGAAAUUCCCCCCCGGCAAAAAGAACGGCCGAAAGCGGAGCGCCGAACGAUUUGUCGGAGUCGUGUGGCCUGUCGAUCUUUGUAGUGUCCGGUUUGAACACCCCUUAAGACUACAGAAAGCAGCUUCAAAGUCCUGGGGUCUGCAAAUCGUUACACACAAAAAGAAGCUCGCUGCAUCUAUCAUAUUUUUCGUUUCUGUAUACUCACUUAGAUUUUGUUGCGGUUUGCAACGUUUUACGUUUUUUUUAAUUAUACAUUUAUAUCUAUAUUUCUACAACUAACGCGCUGGUAAUUGUAAUAGGUGUAUUUAUAUAUCACAAUUUUAAAGUACACCUCAUUUAACACGAUUUUACACCCAAUAUACGUGGCAGUUAAGUCUGUAACAUUAUCGAUGGAGGUGCAGACAAAGGUUGUAAUUCGCCCUAAUGUAAGUGCACUAUUUUAUCUCUCUGCCUCACCUUUCUUUUGCAGCUGAUAGAAACCAGAAAAGUGUGUCGACUUUAAAGGGUGGUAUAUUUGCAGCAAAUGACAAUAAAAUGUUCUACAAAAAUGUUUCGAUUGA
Molecule: messenger RNA, 2249 nt
Organism: Ixodes scapularis (black-legged tick)
Lineage: Eukaryota; Metazoa; Arthropoda; Arachnida; Ixodida; Ixodidae
Product: sulfotransferase ssu-1
Exons: 2
Coding region: 240-1175 (311 amino acids)
Biological process (GO): sulfation
Cellular component (GO): cytoplasm
Molecular function (GO): sulfotransferase activity
Source: RefSeq, a predicted model, not a curated record